AUGUAUACUGUAUGGGGUCUGCGUUGCAAACAAAUUAUAAUUCCCUUUUGCUCUGCAAGGGUAUAAAAAGCUUUACAGAAAAUGUAAUUGUUUUACAAUUAUAUUUAAUGAUCUCAUGGGAAAAGGGGAGUUGAUAAAGAAUGUUUUUAUGAUAUAAUAUGUUUAUUAAAUGGUUAGUUCCACUCACGUGUCAUCGUCAGCCUUUAGAAACCAGUCGUAGUUCUGGAAGUGGUGCUUGUAGACGUACUGCAGCGAUGCUCUGAUCUUGGGCCACAGAUUCGAGUAGCCCUCCCUGACUUUCAAGGCCACGGCUCCCAGUUGCUUGUCCGCCUUGGUGCUCAUGAAGAUCAGCUUGUUGCAGCGCGCUCCCCAGGUUCUCUGGAUGUGGAUGGCGCGACUUUGGUGGGUCUUCGGGCUGGUUAGCACUAUGCAAAGGACCCGUGUCUCAUUGAAGAGAUUGGGGACGUUCCGGACAUCGAGGCAUGACUUCUACAUACAUCUAUACACAGAUUUUAUAUUUAGCAGCGGAGCAUUGGAGCAGCUGGCCACCAGGAACUGCCUGCAGGAUGAAAUCUUCCUCAGGGAGUGCCUGAAAAGGAUGAAAAGGGCUUCCAGCGAAGGACUUCAGCCCUUUAAAGUGUCGGAAAUGGUGAUUCCCUUCACUUUGCGCCUUAAUUUCUGGCUGUGGCCCUGCGCAUUCCAAGCUGUCUACAAAAACCAGAGCUGGGAAAGCUGUUUCGGUGGAGCAAUCCUGUAUCCAUAUUGCCGUGACGUGCAAAUGCAUGUGCUGGAGUUCCUACUCUAUCACCUCCGACCCUUUGGCCAUGUGAAUCCCCUGCCAGAACUCAGAUCUCCCACUCUUCCCACGACAAUAACCCACCGACCAUUAAACGAUCGCCUGGCCAGGCUUAUGUUCCGGUCGGUGAGGAUAAUCUGCUUGGUCUUAACCUGGCCCAAAAACUACAUUAGUGGCGUGGUGGCAAUUGGCCAAACGUGGGGAACCCACUGCAAUCGAGUGGUGUUCUACGGCAGCUCCUCCAAAACCACUCCUUCUGGAGUGGAGAUUGUGGGCCUGAACAUCAGCGACUCUCGCAGCAAUCUUUGGGGCAAGACCAAGGCCGCUUUUGGCCAUGCUUACAGGAAUUACGCCCACGAGGCGGAGUGGUUCUUCAAGGCGGAUGACGAUACCUACGCGGUGAUGGAGAAUAUGCGGCAGUUGCUUCAUUCCCAUUCCCCUGAAACUCCGAUUUACUUUGGCUCGGCAUUCAAGUUGGCCUCCCAGGUUUACAUGUCCGGUGGAGCUGGCUAUGUGCUCAGCAAAAGGGCAGUGGAGCUGUUGGUCAGAGGAGCAGCUAAGAAGUGCCAACCAGGCGAUCGAGGAACCGAAGACUUCGAGAUGGGCAAGUGCCUACGCAUACUGAAGGUCAAAGCCGGCGACUCCCGAGAUCUUUACGGUCGACAUCGCUUUUUUUCGCUUUCCUUGGAACACUUUUUAAUACCAAGUCGUGGCGAAGAGGACUUUUGGCUGGGCAAAUAUCUCUAUCACUCGGCUGGAACGGGAAUGGAAUGCUGCUCCACCUAUUUGAUUUCAAUGCACAACGUAUCGCCCUACGAAAUGCACUUUCUGGAAACUAUUUUGUAUAAAUCCCGACCCUUCGGAGUAAUCGCUGAUCAUCCUCCCUUAAAAGUUUCAAGAAAAAUGAGAUUACUGAGAGAGCAGUAUGGUUUAUAGAUCGAUUUAAACAUUUAUUAUGUUUUAUAAUAUACAUGAUUUAAUUGAUAACGUUUCUAA
Messenger RNA from Drosophila ficusphila, 1792 nucleotides. Its product is annotated as glycoprotein-N-acetylgalactosamine 3-beta-galactosyltransferase 1-like. Gene Ontology annotation, molecular function: N-acetylgalactosaminide beta-1,3-galactosyltransferase activity. Gene Ontology annotation, cellular component: membrane. Lineage: Eukaryota; Metazoa; Arthropoda; Insecta; Diptera; Drosophilidae. The record is from RefSeq and is a predicted model, not a curated record. The coding region runs from base 341 to 1732 and encodes 463 amino acids. The transcript has 3 exons.